This is a messenger RNA of Hansenula ciferrii, 744 nucleotides long. It is a transcript of the gene RSM10, whose product is annotated as mitochondrial 37S ribosomal protein uS10m. Lineage: Eukaryota; Fungi; Ascomycota; Saccharomycetes; Phaffomycetales; Wickerhamomycetaceae. Gene Ontology annotation, molecular function: structural constituent of ribosome. Gene Ontology annotation, biological process: translation. The record is from RefSeq and is a predicted model, not a curated record. Gene Ontology annotation, cellular component: ribosome; mitochondrion; small ribosomal subunit. The transcript has a single exon. The coding region runs from base 1 to 744 and encodes 247 amino acids.
AUGUUGAGACAAAGUAUACGUUCAUUUAGUACGAGUAGUCGUUUGGCAGCACCAGGGAACGCUAUCACAGGGAAAGGUCCAUUAACUAAACCAACCAAAAUUCCAUAUAAUCCUCAAGUUUUCACUAAAGAAAGAGAAGCUCCAUCAUAUGGUAGACCAUUUCCAAUUAAUGUUGAAUUAAAUUAUUAUGCACCAAUUAGACAUGAACAAACACAUGGUAAUCUUGUGGCUACUAUUGAAUUACGUUCUUAUGAUUAUUUAGAUGUUGAAUUUUAUGGUGAUUUUAUUUCAAGAGCUGCAUAUUAUUUAAAAAUUCCAAUUAGUGGUGUAACACCAAAACCUAAAAAAAGAGAAAGAUGGACUGUGAUUAAAGCUCCUUUCGUUCAUGCUAAGACAAAAGAAAAUUAUGAAAGAAUAACACAUGGUAGAAUUAUUAAAUGUUAUGAUUCAAAUCCAGAAGUUAUUGAUUUAUUAGUUUCAUUUUUUAGAAAACAUUCAAUGCCAGGUCUUGGUAUUAAAGUUCAAAGUUAUCAACAAGAAUCUUUAGAAUUUUUGGAAGAAUUAGAUAAAACACCAGGUCAAGAAACUAUUGAUGAUGCUAUUCGUUAUGAAGCUACACAAACUGAAGAUGCAGAAGUUAGAAAGAAGGUUGAAGAAUUAUUAAAAGAUCCAGUUUUCAAACAACAUUUAACAAAUAAUAAAGAUCAAAUAACAGAUAAAUCACAACCAAAAAUUGAGAAAUAG